CACGGUCUUUCUCUUCCCCGCCUCGGCAUUUUAACGACUUCUUUACCUUUCCACAGUAAUAAUUCUACCCUCUCCAAGAUGAAGUCCUUCGCUCUUCUCGCUACGCUCGUUUCUUUCGCCGUAGCCGCCCCAGCAGGUCUUGCUCUCCGCGCCGAGCAAUGCCCUCCCAUCCCCCAGGUAGCCCCGACUGGCCAACUCCCUAAGGGCGCCCUCUCGCCGAAAUUCCUGUUGCCCAUCUCCCAGAAGAAGCCCAACAAAGCCUUCCCAGGCGGCCAGUCAGCAAUAGUCACGCCCCACGACAAAUGCACGCUCACCCGGUUCGACAUCCCUGCCUCGGCUCAGAACAAAACCUGCAGCCUCGUGCUCUUCCUCGGCGGCUGCGGCACAGGAGAGUAUGAAAAGGGACCCGGCAACAUCUCCUUCCAGGGCAACCUCGGCAUCAGGUUCCCCGUUCCGGGCAAAACGACGUGGAACAACCAGCCCCCGCUGGCUCCCCCCUUCACGGAUGCGCCAAUCAUCAAGCUCGGCAACGCGUACCGUCUCGGCGGCGGCCCAUGCGACUACACGCCUGGCAAACCCUUCACCAGCGUCGGCGGAAGCAUCUGCAGCAACGACACCACACUUUCGUUUACCGAGUCUCGGGGCGGCCAUGGAAAGUGCCCCAUCGGCUUUCACAUCAUCAUCACCUAGAGAUGGCUCCGACGACCCCGACGAGCUUUGAGGACGAAGAAAUAAUAGUAUUUUUUAAUCAUGGAUGUCUAUCUAGUUGGAGAAGAGAAUAGAAGAUUUUUGUUGCAAAUGUUGGGUUCGAAACGCAUCAGCUCCGCUGUGAUCAUGAGAUAGCUCAUUCUGGAGGUCUUCAGUGCACUUUUCAAAUUCAAAGCUGCCAUGGUACCCUUUUUACCCUCUCUUCUCAGUCUCUGAAGACUCGUGGAAUCGAUUCGUCUCGUCCAGCUAUUGCGAGUAUAGUAGUUCCGAAAAGCGUGAGAGCCGAUGUCGGGGUCUGCCCACACAUCCCCAAUCUUCAAAGCCCGCUUGAACGGCCUUAGCAUUUGCAUGCCGAUUUCUUUUGUGAAGUCUUCGUCGCGGAAGAAGAUCUACCGUUCACGCGGGGUUUUUGGCUUGUCCGCCGCGCCGCUUUCGAUGGCGUCCGCAAU
Trematosphaeria pertusa is the source of this 1157-nucleotide messenger RNA. RefSeq lists its product as uncharacterized. The record is from RefSeq and is a predicted model, not a curated record. The transcript has a single exon. Bases 79 to 690 code for a protein of 203 amino acids. Lineage: Eukaryota; Fungi; Ascomycota; Dothideomycetes; Pleosporales; Trematosphaeriaceae.